Messenger RNA from Nasonia vitripennis (jewel wasp), 504 nucleotides. Its product is annotated as secreted RxLR effector protein 161-like. Lineage: Eukaryota; Metazoa; Arthropoda; Insecta; Hymenoptera; Pteromalidae. The record is from RefSeq and is a predicted model, not a curated record. Bases 1 to 504 code for a protein of 167 amino acids. The transcript has a single exon.
AUGGAAAUUAAUUCUAAUUUAUUCUCGUCGGAAUCUAAGAAGGGAACGGCUAAUCCUAAUAUCCCGUACAAAAGCGCAGUGGGCGCACUUAUUUAUUUAACGCAAGCGACACGCCCAGACUUGGCUUAUGCGGUCAGCAGUGUGAGUCGGUUCAACAGCAAUUACGAUACGUCACAUUGGGAGGCAGUCAAACGUAUACUCAGGUAUCUGCAAAAAACUAAAGAUUUAUGCUUACAAUAUUCUCAAGAUAAGAACAGCAAUCUUAUUGGAUAUUGCGAUGCAAGCCAUGGUUGUGACGGGCACGAUGCGAGGUCAGUCUCGGGAUAUAUUUUCAUUAUGCAAGGUGGAGCAGUAAGCUGGAAUUCCAGGAGACAGCAGACUGUGGCAUUAUCCAGCACAGAAGCAGAAUAUCUGUCGCUUACUGCCGCUGCUCAGGAGGCCAUUUGGUUGAAAAAUAUCACAGUAGAGCUUGAAAUACAGCCUCGCAAGUCCUAUCUACUGUGA